Messenger RNA from Ooceraea biroi (clonal raider ant), 2527 nucleotides. RefSeq names its product Sphingosine-1-phosphate lyase (gene Sply). Gene Ontology annotation, biological process: carboxylic acid metabolic process; sphingolipid catabolic process. The record is from RefSeq and is a predicted model, not a curated record. Gene Ontology annotation, cellular component: endoplasmic reticulum. Gene Ontology annotation, molecular function: sphinganine-1-phosphate aldolase activity; pyridoxal phosphate binding. Lineage: Eukaryota; Metazoa; Arthropoda; Insecta; Hymenoptera; Formicidae.
UACCCCAUGGCCGUCUAGUUUCGCGCAGUCACUCUGAGUCACUUGCAGGGUUUAUAUGGGCUGCGCGAAGAGCCUGACCAGCUUGACAGAUUUGUGAUAAUUUUUGACAAUGUUUACAAGUUUGCAUUAACAUCAAUUUUAUCGAUUGUUAUCGAUUAACGUUUCAUCUUCACUUUUACCCCAAUCUAUUUAAAUAUUCAACGUGACAUAUUUUUCUCUUAUCUCCUGUGUUAUCAAUCAUGUUGAGCAAAAUAUAUCUGCCCCAUAUGAAUAUUAUACCACGCAUGAUAAAUAAUGCGUUUGGAGAUAGAGAACCAUGGCAAAUAGCAGCUGUAACAUGUACAGCUACUCUCAGCACGAUAUGGCUAUGGAAUUUUCUUUGUCAAGAUGAAACUCUUUAUAAACGUGGAAAGAAACAGCUAUUUAAACUAGCUCGUCGUUACGUACCUUCCAUUCGUAAGAAAGUACAAGAGCAAUGCAUCUCCAUUACUCAGAGUUUCGAAAAGGAAUUUAUAGGUAGAAUAGGAGAGGUUCCCUUCCUCGUUCAACUUCCUGAUACUGGACUAUCCGAUGAACUAAUAAUGGACGUAAUAAAGACUCAUGUUGAAAUGAAUGGUGGUUUCAACUGGAAAGCCGGUCUAGUAUCGGGCACAGUUUAUAGAGUCGAUGAUAAUCUUAGCCAGCUUAUGGGAAAAGUGUACACCGCCGCGUCAUAUACGAAUCCAUUACAUCCAGAUGUUUUCACAGGUAUUUGUAAACUGGAAGGAGAAGUGGUUAGGAUAGCCUGUCGUUUGUUUCACGGAGAUGAGGAGACUUGCGGUACAAUGACUACUGGUGGCACAGAAUCGAUCCUAUUAGCAUGUAAAACAUACAGAGACUAUGCCCGUGAAGUCAAAGGCAUCAAAAAGCCGGAGAUAGUGAUGCCAGUUACCGCUCAUGCAGCGUUCGAAAAAGCUGCCCAAUUCUUGAAUAUAAAAAUGCGUAUUGUUCCUGUCAAUGAGCAUAGUUUUACGGUUUCAAUCAAAGCUAUGAAAAGUAUGAUCACGAGAAAUACGAUAAUGUUGGUAGGAUCUGCACCAAAUUUUCCGUAUGGGACGAUGGAUAACAUAGAAGCAAUUUCUGAAUUAGGUGUAAAAUACAAUAUACCUGUUCACGUGGAUGCCUGUUUAGGUGGUUUUCUGAUAUGUUUUAUGGCUGAGAGUGGCUAUCCGUUACCACCUUUCGACUUUAGACUUCCUGGUGUGACCAGCAUAUCUGCCGAUACUCACAAGUACGGAUAUGCCCCAAAAGGAUCUUCCCUGAUUCUUUACAGAAACAAAAAUUAUCGUCAUUAUCAAUAUACGAUUAGCACGGACUGGCCUGGCGGUAUUUAUGGUUCUCCAACUAUAAACGGUUCUCGAUCUGGUGGUGUGAUUGCCGCUUGUUGGGCCACGUUAAUGCAUUUUGGACAUAAUGGAUACGUCGAAUCUACCAAGAAAAUUUUACAGACUGCCAAAUAUGUCGAAAAAAGGCUGCGAGAGAUAGACGAGAUUUUCAUCUUCGGUACACCAGUCACAUCGGUAAUCGCAAUAGGUUCCAAUGUGUUUCAUAUCUAUAGACUCGCGGAAUUUCUUAGAAACGAGGGCUGGAAUUUAAACACGCUGCAGUUUCCUUGCUCUAUACAUAUAUGCCUUACGCAUGUGCAUACCAAACCCGGAGUGGCGGAAAAGCUCUUAAAAGAUGUUAAGGCCGGAGUGCUAAAGUCUAUGCACCAGGAGCAAGAUCAAAUAAAAGGAGAGUACGCCAUAUACGGAAUGAGUCAAACUAUUCCAGACAGAAGCUUAGUUGGCGACUUUACAAAAUUCUACUUGGAUUCCAUGUAUUACACUAGGGAACAUUCCAUGUCAUGCUGGAAAGAAUAUUUUACAGAUUAAUUUUUAUGCAUAAUAGCAAUGAGAGAAAUAUAAAAUGCAUAUUUUACCAUCUAGGUAUACAUACUAAAUUCAAAAAUUUCCUAUUACUUCAAAUAUGCAUUAUGUUAAUUCUACGUAAGUGUAUAUUAAAGCAUUUAUACAUAUAUUAAAAUAUAUUUGAUACAAAAAGUACUUCGUAUCCUGGAGAAAGAUAAAAGACUCCAAAAUAAAAAUUUUACUACGAAGGUAUUUAUACUAAAAUUAUUUUUUUCCAUAUAUAAAUCACAGACUGUGUGAUAUAAACGAUAUAGUAAUUAUAUAGCGCCUAACUACUUUAUAGAGAAAAAUUCUACAUAAUAAUCCUAAUACAUAUCGCGUCCAGAAUUUCGUAAAUAGACUGAUAAUAACAGUUGUAUGUAUAUAUGUACAUAUAUACAUCAUAAUACCACCAAAUUAUGCAUUUUAUAUUAAUAUUUUUGCUGUAAUACUGGAGUAUAUAUUAUACAACGAGGCUGUAACUUUUGUGAUUUUAAAUCAAUUUCCUAUUUUAUAUCCUCGAUUUAUCUUCAUAGGUCUGGGAAAGAAAUAAAGUAUUCUUAUAUUAUGUUGGAAUAAAUGCUGAAUACUUUUGCAAA